Messenger RNA from Patiria miniata (bat star), 3061 nucleotides. Its product is annotated as snaclec GPIB-binding protein subunit alpha-like. Bases 1755 to 2501 code for a protein of 248 amino acids. The record is from RefSeq and is a predicted model, not a curated record. Lineage: Eukaryota; Metazoa; Echinodermata; Asteroidea; Valvatida; Asterinidae. The transcript has a single exon.
GGCCGUGUAAGCCGUGGAAUGGGAGCCGUGUACUGUAAUGGAGGCCGUGUAAGCCGUGGAAUGGGAGCCGUGUACUGUAAUGGAGGCCGUGUAUAGCCGUGGAAUGGGAGCCGUGUACUGUAAUGGAGGCCAUGUAAGCCGUAGUUCUACAAGAAAACCAAAUUAAUACAAUAAUAAAUAUUGGAACCUACAUUUAUGAGGUGACAUGAAAAGCACAUGAAAAUGAACUGAGAUACAUGUAAUAAUCUUCCCCAGUAUCAACUAAAUUAUCUAACAAGCUGAGAGAUUAGAUAAGCUAUUAUAAGCCCCAAAUUACACUAAAUUAACCAGCAAUAAUGAUUAAAUACGAUGGCAUAAUCCUUAGUUAAAAGAUCAAUAAAAUGUACGUACAUGUACCCAUAUAACAUGUGAUGAAAUCCACGUUAUUUAUCCAUUACAAAACCCCCACAAAAUAUCCCUUAAAAUCAUCUAUAAAUCUACUCACUUUUAGUAUCUACGCACGGCCGCUGAUAGACGGCAUACAGAUGAUUAGGAAAAUUGGGUUUAACCUGGGAUUUUACAUUCGAUUGAAGGAAUAAUUGAGAGAUUUAUCGGAAUGAUUUGAGGACAAAUGUAACUAAAAUUGGAAUCACGUUGGAAUUUUCUAGAUUCAUAAUCACGACAGGGCGCUAUACCAGUUUAACGCUCAGACACUUUCGUACACAAAUGGAACACGGUUUUCCCUUUUAACUUCUUCCUCUACUCACACUCUGAAAUUAUCACAAUGUGAUUGGGUUUUUUUUGGUAAUGAUUACAUAGUUUGGUAUGCCCAUUCAGGGUGUAACUUUGUUCCUAGUUUGUUUUAAUACAUUCAAGUGAUUCAACCACUACCUACUACCUUGAGAAAUACUUCCUGUGUCUUCUUUUCGACUAAAGGAACAAAGUCAAUCUUUUGAAUUUAUAAAGUAGCCAGACACCCAUUUUGGGGGUAGUUCCUUAACAUCCUUCGCUGCAUGAAUACCGGUAUGUACAUUUAAACCUUAGUCAUGCAUCAAUGCAUUAUCUUAUCUUCUGCCCUGGAUGGUGUUGGAGGGAGGGGCUAAUAAGAGCUAAAUCUAGGCCAAAUCUUCCGUAAGUAAGCAUUGCCGGGGCAACGAUAUUCCAGUACAAUGCAUGUAAUUAAUUGCCCUGGCAACCUGCCUCUAGCAGAUUGACUCUGUUCUCUUUACACAUCAAUUGUUUACAUCGGCGAGUGACGUUCCUGUCAACUAAGGCCGUUACGGAUGGCUUAUCACAUUUUAUUGAUGAUUAUAGAGUGGCUCUCACUCUUUCUCUCUCUGCGUGUACAUGAUUAAUAGGCUGUAAUCAGCCACCAUGAAUCUUGCCUCCACAAGACAAACUUACUUGUCUCUGUUUCUGUUAAAUUGAGAAGUGAGGCUGAAAGUUAGUGGUGCCAGACAAAGGUUGCCAGUGGAAAUCAAAUGGACUUGUGGCAAAGCGGAACCGAGGAACAUACCUGUUUUUUGUUUUACUUGAAACUGAUCUUCAGUUUUCAUCCGAAACACCGGAGUCGUUCAUGCAACAAAUACCUUUUCAUGCUUAUUGCGUACGUCUCAGUUCAGCAGAAAUUAUGACAAGACAGCGACAGGAAUAGAACUAGUAAUUGCAAGCUUCGUAUCCAGACUGCCAUUUUUUUCUGUGGCAGUAGUCUGCAUGCUAAACUGGCGGAGUAAAACAUAUUUGAGAGGUGAAACAAGAAGAUUGGCAUUGCAACCAUGCCUAGGGGUCCUGCUCUAAUGUUGAUUAGCGUUCUGGUUUUGGUGUGCAUCGCAAGUGGUUCCAGUUUGGACAUGCACGAUAAAGGUUGCCCACAGAACUGGGUUCGUCACCACCAAUCAUGCUACACCAUGUACGCCCACAGCCUUUAUGACUGGGACCAAGCACGGCUAGUCUGUCAGCAGCAGGGCGGGCACUUAGCCGUGCCCAACUCCCCAGGAGAGAAUGACUUCAUGUGGAGAAUGCUCAACGAUGCUAUCGAAAGGAGCAACCCAAACCGCAUCAUUUGGCUGGGCUGCACAUACAUGUCAGAUAAUGGUCGGGUGGAGUGUAUUGGGGAAGAAAAGAGCGAGUAUAACAACCUCAAUCCGGGGAACCACUUGACCCAGCCCGGCUGUUUCGUGUUGAAGUACCGUUUAGGAGUGUGGGAUCUGUACAACUGCACCGGCGGGAGGCCCUUCAUAUGUGAGCGCACCAGGUGCCGCACCCCUACCCGCUGCCAGGCCGUCCCCCGUAUGGACUCAAGUCCUCAUGCCCAGCCCCGCUGUCUGCUCGGCCACGCCUUCAAGGAAACCGUCAUGACCAGCCCGGUGCAGUGUUGCUUGGCAUGCUCAGUGGACCCCAAGUGCCGUUCCUUCAAUCUGUCGGGCAGGAUGUGCCAACUCAACAACAUCACCGCGUCGGAAGUUGAUGCUGACAAGUACUUCAUGCCAUUGGUUGACUGUGCUUACUACGAAUACAUCUGAGAUAACAAGUGACUUGUCUGAACAAUAUUUAGGAUUUGACAGUGUCCGGUAAACCUUCAACAGUUGAGAUAGUGCUCUGUGAUCUACUCGGGGUACUCACCAGUGUAUUUAUUGAGUAUUAUUUAGUGAAUAUAGACAGUGCCUUGUAGAGUCCGGCAUCACCAAGCAGGAACCCUAGAUUGUUUUGUGUGGCUUAGUUAUGACAGCUAAUGACUAGCACAUCUCUAGUGUGCAUUGGUUCACAAGUGCGAAAGGAAGGAAUUGUGCCAUCUUUGCAUGAGAACGUUACACCUUAGCAUUCGUUUACUAAGGACAAAACGCUAUGAAGUAUUUGACAAUGAAAGCAAUGUUUUGUAUCUACUGCUAAGAGCAUAAAUUUGCAAUUUUUUUCAUAUCUGUAAAUUCUAAAGGGCACCUGUAAGCUCAUAUUUUACUCAUUUGUGACUGUAACUCAAGCUCCUUAAACAAGUAAACUUUGAAAGCUGUCACAGAACAAGUCUGUGUAUUCGUUGCAAUUAACUUGGUGCCCUGAGUUCAUCAGAAUCCACCAGUGAGUCCAU